UCAUAUUAAUCAUUUUACUGAUACACAUACACUGAAUCCACCUUCUUCGUUCCAGAAUCGGUUUUGGUUCUCAGAAUGGGGAUUGCGUGGUUAUGGAAUCUGCAAAACCUGUGGCCAUUCCGAGUGGACGAGCUGAGAGAAUCGAAGCAAUUGGUGAAGAAACUGAGCAUUCCCGAAGAGACGAAGCAAUUCGUAUAUGCGGUGCAUGAUUCGCAAAACCAAUCCGUUGUUUACAUUCUCUCUGCUUUGAAUUUGUCGGAGCGAUCAGUCUCCGAUGCCGAAUGCCUUAUCAGGGAGAUCAAACCCGACGCCGUUUUGGUGCAGGCUGGGGUUUCCCCUUUCUACCAGCUUCAGUCUGAAGAGUGCUCUGUUCCGUUACCGACUUCGUCUUUUGGGGUAAUCAAACGUUGUUUUCUUGAUAAAAUUGGUAGGGACAUGUAUGAGAAUGUUGCAGGUAACUUUGUGUUGAGGGAGAUUUUCGGGACCAGUUUUCAUGGCCCCUUGUUGGCUGCCAAGAGGGCUUCUGAGGAUGUUGGGUCGUCUUUUCUUGUUAUAGAGUCUCCUUCUUGUUGGGGUAAUAGUAAUUGUAGUGAUAGUGAUAGCAAUUCUGAGAGUGGAGUUGAUAGGGGGAGUAAUUUUCGAGGUCUUGUUAAUAGCCUGGUUCCUCAGAAGCAUGCUGCUUCUUGGGCUCCUUCGGCUUUGAAAAGGUUUUCUCUUGAUAAGGACCUUAGGAUGAUGCUGGCCAAGGCUUUGUCUGGCCAUUUGGAUCCUUUUUUGCUUAGUAGUGGUAAUGCUAGUUCUGUUUUGGAGGGGGGUGAUGAAGAAAUUCAGCCAUUAACUAGUUAUGAGACCCCGGGUUUUGCCAGGUCUAUUUAUCCUUUGCUCGAGGAUUUGUGUAGUAUAUUUCGUGAUCUUCCAUCGCUUGGGAAGGCCCUGGCUCAUGUGCAGAAGAUGUUGUUGGGUGUGAAUAGAGGAGAGGUGCUGGACGAGAAAACUGUUUCUGAAGUGUAUACUUUCCGAAUUGCUGUUGAAGGGCUAAGAAUUGCUCUAAAUAAUAAGGGGUUGAAAAGUGCCGCCAAGUCGGAUAAGAUUGUGUUCUCGGAGCUUCCGGUUGAUGACAAGUUGCAUGCACUCUUGGCACAGGCGAUUCGGAGCCAGAGUGAUAAGUUUAAGACCAUUGUGGCAGUGGUAGAUGCUAGUGCCUUGGCUGGACUUAGGAAACACUGGGAUACUCCUCUUCCUGUUGAAGUCAAAGAGCUGGUUGGGGAACUGAUAACAAAUUCUGAAGGUAAAGGGGUAAUGUUGAAUCACAGUGACAAGAAACGGUUGUUAACAGAUAAGCCUAUGGUGGCAGUAGGGGCUGGAGCGACAGCAGUUUUAGGAGCUUCAUCGCUGACCAAAGUAGUCCCAGCAUCAACGCUGGUGAAGGUAGUUACUUUCAAAAUUCCAACUUCACUUAAAAUCGGUCUCAGCCAGAUGCAGAAAGUCCUUGCUUUUGUUUUUGGCCAAUCAAAAGUUGUGGCUCCAGGUUUUGCAACUUCUGGAGCCAAAACGUCCGGUAUCAUGAAGACAGCAUUAUCUGCUGAAAAGAUUCGAGUUGUUACUCACAGUGUUAUAGCGUCUGCUGAAAAAACGAGUAUUUCAGUCAUGAGAACGGCUUUCUAUGAAAUAAUGAGGAAGCGAAAGGUGCGUCCUGUUGGGUUCUUACCUUGGGCUACAUUUGCAGGCAGUAUUGGAACUUGUACAGGCUUGCUUUUGUGCGGUGAUGGGAUUGAGUGUGCUGUUGAGUCUCUCCCUGCAGCGCCAUCAAUUGCUAGUUUGGGUCGUGGGAUUCAGCAUCUUCAGGAGGUGUCUCAAGCAGUGAUGCAAACAGAAGGAAGUAAAAUCCAAGCAUCCAUAGAAUCUCUAAUAAAAAGAAUAAAGAAGGCAAGGGAUUGAUAUAGAUAGAUAGAUAAUAAAAUCAUUUUUUCUCUGCAGUUGUGAUUUUCUUCAUAAAGUGAUGAAAAUCGGAAUGGUUAGAGUUCAGGAAAUUCUUCUGUAUAUAGUUUUUUAUCUUAUAGAAAUUAUAAUAUUUUAGGCUGCUUAAAA
Molecule: messenger RNA, 2088 nt
Organism: Vigna angularis (adzuki bean)
Lineage: Eukaryota; Viridiplantae; Streptophyta; Magnoliopsida; Fabales; Fabaceae
Exons: 1
Coding region: 76-1938 (620 amino acids)
Source: RefSeq, a predicted model, not a curated record